GGACAGGGCCAGCACUGUCACCUAACCCGGGUACAGGUUAUCCCUGCUCUUGUGUAACCUGUUGCAUAAAGGUAGGGCGGACAGGGGUGCUGCCAGCAGUGGGGGCUAUAAAGGUGGGUGCAGCCUCUCCUCUCCACAUCCACCCCAGAGCGAGGAUGACGGUGGCACUGCCCGGCCUGGCGCUGGCCCUGCUCUGCCUGCUGCGGGCAGGGGCCGAGGUCCCCGUGCAGCCAGACUUCGACGCCGACAAGUUUGCAGGGAUGUGGUAUGUCACAGCCGCGGCUUCCAACUGCUCCAUCUUCCUAAAGAUGAAGGACGGGAUGAAGUCGUCCAUCACCACCAUCAGCUUCACACCAGAGGGGGACCUGGCCAUGAAGCUGGUCUGGCCCCUGUUGGACCAAUGCCAAAAGUUUGAGCUGCUCUUCCAGCAGAGCAGGCAGGCGGGACGCUACACGGCAGAUCAAGAGAAGAGGGACAUGCUGGUGAUGGAGACAGACUACAGCCACUAUGCCAUCGUGCACGAGGUCCAUCACAGCGAGACGGAGCCCAGCACUGCCCUGCAGCUCCUCAGUGGGUGUCAGAGCGGGGACGGGCACCCACAGCUCCCAGCAGGGAUGGGGGCACCGAUGGGGAGUGGGGGCUGGGCUCUCCACUACCACCCAGGGCCACCAUCAGUACCCAAUGUCCAGCACCCAGAGAAUUAAUUUUGGGGUGAAUGAAACCUUUCACCAAAGAUAUCUCUGGUUGGCUGUUGGUUUAACCAGACCUCCUUGCAGUGUGCCAGCCCAGCUGUGGACCCCCAACCCUGUCAGCCACCCCAUAGCACCCCAGGCAGAUGGGCCACUCAUCCCAAGGGGCUUGAGCCCCUUUGCUUCCAGCCCAGGGCACUGUGGGUUGCCUGAUGUCCACCCUGCACCUUCGUGGUUUCACCUUCCCUUGGGUCCAAUCACUGCCCUGUGGUAGCUGGACCCCUGGGGUGGGUUGGCUGCCAGGACCCCCUGCACUCACCAGCCCC
Empidonax traillii (willow flycatcher) is the source of this 1015-nucleotide messenger RNA. Its product is annotated as lipocalin-15-like. Lineage: Eukaryota; Metazoa; Chordata; Aves; Passeriformes; Tyrannidae. The record is from RefSeq and is a predicted model, not a curated record. Bases 156 to 704 code for a protein of 182 amino acids. The transcript has 4 exons. Gene Ontology annotation, molecular function: small molecule binding.